Messenger RNA from Gymnodraco acuticeps, 5020 nucleotides. Its product is annotated as transmembrane protein 132C. Bases 483 to 3758 code for a protein of 1091 amino acids. The record is from RefSeq and is a predicted model, not a curated record. Lineage: Eukaryota; Metazoa; Chordata; Actinopteri; Perciformes; Bathydraconidae. The transcript is spliced from 10 exons.
AGCCACAGGGCGCAGAGCGGCAACAGAUCCUGGAUCAGCUUCACCACACCGCCAGUGAAUCGCGAGGAAAGUUGGGGGGACUAUUUUGUCAGAUAUCGGAUGUGUUUACAUGUCAGUUGCCAGAUGAUUUGGAUCGAUGUCAAUCCAGCACUCUAUGAAAAAGAAGAAGAAAACCACAAGCCGCGCGUGUCAUGAGAGCUCUUGGGAAAACUGUGAUUUUAGAGGACUUUUUUUGCUCUUAUCGUUGAUGAAAUGAUUGCAGCCUGAUAAGAAGAGACGGGUGUGUUUUUAAUGUCAGUAUUGGAUGAGACAGCGGCGCCGUAUCCUGUGCAAUAAGAGAAAUGGUGGUGUCGCACGGAAUACAGCUGUUUUUUUUUAAAUGGAGAACUGCUCACAGAGGAUAAAUUACGUGCAAAGUUGUGCGGCUUUCUGCUGAAGGAGUUAUCCAGCGGCAUCUCCCCCCCUCCCUCCCUCGAAUAAACAUGGGUCCAAGGCGAGACAUGGGACUGUUUCUGUGCGUGGGAAUCACCGCGCUCCUCUUCCUUUGCACAGUGGUGGAUAGCAAGGUGAUCCUGGAGGGUCUUCAGAGGUACGGCCCCACGCCAAUCUAUCUGCCUGUCAACUACCAGAUCUUCAACGCGGAGUCGGCGUUCUUCCUACAGGAGGCCAACCAGGACCUAAUGAGGAACUCCAGCCUGCAGGCUCGCACUGAGUCUUUCUUCAUCCACCAGGCCCGGCAGAUGCCGUUUGUCAACGCUAGCUACGGGCCGCUGUCUGUCCAGCAGCCGGUCCCUCUGGAUCUGCUGCAGACGCUGCCGGGGCCCUUCAACCCCCCAACCUUCGGUACAUCAUCAGCGCCAACAUCAGCAUCAUCAUCGCCGCCUCUCUUCACAUUCAACUGGAAGGUCCACACCUAUAUCAUCAGCGACAGGAUUCACCCCAGUUGGCCAAAGGUCCAAGUGUUGUUCUACAUCGCGGGGAGGGACUGGGAUGAUUACAGCGCCAUCCACAAGCUGCCUUGCGUCAGGAUGUUCGCCUUCCACGAGACUCAAGAGGUGCGCGGGACAUGCAGGCUAAAAGGUGAGCUGGGGAUAUGCGUGGCCGAGCUCGAGCCCCUCGCCAGCUGGUUCAGCCUGCCCACAGUGAGACCGGGCAGGCAGAGGGUCUCGGAGCAAGCCCAGGGAACGCCUGUGGAGCUCUACUACAUGGUUCAAACCACGGACAGCGGAGACUGCAACUUGGAGGAUUCAAGGAAGGGCAGCUCUGUGCGCCCAGACCAGCAGAGGCCAAUGGGCUAUUACGCAGGGCACACCCCCAUGCAGCGCAUCGGCAGCGUCAGGCUGUUUCAGCCGCUGUCCGAGCUGAAGCUGGACAAUAACUUUGUGGUGAUGUCGCCCUCCAAACCCAUCCGGCAACGAGAAACAGUCUCUACUUUUCUGGCUCUGUCUACGCUGUCCUUAGUGCCAAUAUUCACCCUCAGGGUCAAACUGAAGGACGGCGUGGCGUUCCUGGGAGCUAGAGCCAGUAAUCCUGUUGUGUGGACGGUGAGCCAGGAAGUCAGAAGUGAAGGUCACAGGGUCGUCACCCUCCACUGUCGGCGAAAGGAGAACAGUUAUAGUCAAAGGGCGGAGACACCGGGCUACCAGCGGGUGCUGCAGGUUGACCUGGAGGUGAACGGGCUGGUGGUGACUCAGGGGGGACGGGAGGUGACGUGGCAGGUGGAGUACCCCCUCACCCGUACCGUGACCAGUGAGGUGCCGACUCUUAUCCGCCUGGCAUCGCAGGACCUGGGGGGCAUCGUGCCGCUAGCCAUGGACACUGAGAUCCUCAACACAGCUGUCCUCAAUGGGCGAACGGUAGCCGUGCCGGUGAAGGUAGUUACCGUAGGAACAGACGGAGCGGUCUCUGAUGUAACCGAGUCAGUGGAGUGCAAGUCAACAGAUGAGCAGGUUAUUAAGGUGUCAGAGCGAUGUGACUAUGUGUAUGUCAACGGUAAGGAGACAAGAGGAAGGACCAGGGUGAUGCUCAACUUUACGUACAGUUUCCUCAGCGCCCAGCUGGAGAUGAGCGUGUGGAUGCCCCGCCUGCCCCUCCUCAUCGAUGUGGCCGACCCCGAGCUCAGCCAGAUCAAAGGCUGGAGGGUCCCCGCUAGUACAGGCAACCGGAGGUAUGAGAGAGUCACUGACGACAGAGAGGAAGACGAUGAUGCAGCUGGCGGGAGGACAGACAGCGGCUGUGUGGCGCAGUAUCAGAGCACCACCCUGCGCGUCCUCACACACUUUAUAGCAGAUACGGGAGAAGUUAAAGGGGUCACGGAGGAGGAGGGGCAGGGCCAGCAGAACUUCCUGCUGGGCAGCGACUGGCAGGUGGAGGUCACACAACUGGUCAAGGACUCUCUGAGGGUGGAGGUCCCGAAGGUCGCACAACUGCUGGAUGGCCAAGUCCUUAUAGGACUGAGCCCUGGGAUCACCAAACUACAGGUGCUGUCCCCUCUGACAUCAUCGGUCCUGGCUGAGAGGAGUAUCAGGGUGCUGGAUGACAAAGUGAGUGUGACGGAGCUGGGGGUGCAGUUGGUUUCUGGACUCUCUUUGUCCCUGCAGCUCAGCCCAGGGAGCAACAGGGCCAUUGUCGCCACUGCAACCACACAGGAAGUCAUCGACUCGCUCAAACAGGAGUCCCUCAUUAGUGCUUGGCUUCAGUUCAGUGAUGGAUCCAUGACUGCUCUGGACAACUAUAACCCUUCCCAUUUUAUUCUGACUGCCACCUCUUUGGAUGAACGGGUGGUGGCGGUGCGACGCAAUGCGGCGUGGAAGUGGCCCAUCAUUGUUGCCAAGGGGGAAGGACAGGGUUUGCUUGUGCGCGUUGAAAUGAGCCCGUCAGAGUUGUGCCAGAAGGGAAAACGACGUACUAUCUUAGCCAGUGGAAUGGCAAACAUACAGACAAGGUUUGGUCAACCGGAGGGGCAAUACAGACAACCAGGAGACCGGCGUACACGUCCAGAUCCUCCAUAUUAUGGCGGAUCUAUCUCAGACAUGGAAACUGGGUUGGUCAACCGCGGCGCCACAACAAUCAAGGGCCAUGUCCCAGUGAGACCUAAUGGAGGCCGUCUAUCAGCAGACAGCGGGGCCAGGGUCCCAAACGAAUUCUCAGAAUUCCCAGACCAGGCAGAGCUGCCUCGUAGCCGCAGCACCGUGGACGACUUGUUACCUACCCGACGAGGACUGACAGACCUGGAGAUCGGGAUGUAUGCUCUACUUGGAGUCUUCUGCCUUGCUAUCCUGGUUUUUCUCAUUAACUGCAUAUCUUAUGCAUACAAGUACCGUAGCAAGCAGCUGACCCUGGAGACCACGGAGACAAUGCCCCAUGCUCACGACUGGGUUUGGCUGGGCCAGGACGAGGGGCUCUGUCUGCAGCAGCAGCAGCAGCAGGACGAGCUGGGCGCUACCCUAGAGGAGGGGAGUCAACUAUUGAAUGGAAGUAUCCAGUGUGGAAAUACCAGUGUGGGAGGCUGUAGUUUGAGUGGGAGGGAUCACAGGAAUGAAUCCCUUAACUCACCCACCACCAAGAGAAAGAGGGUGAAGUUCACAACCUUUUCCAAUGUCAGGUCCAGUAAUGGUUGUCCUGUGCUCAGCCCAUUAGCACUAAUGCAGACCAGUGAGAUAAAAUGGGUAUGUCCGGACAUUGAGCUUGGGGACUCAAAGGAACUUAGGGACUACAUGGACAAGCUUAAUGAGAAUGCAAUUAAGAACAUUGUAUAGGGGAUGCUGGGUGUUUUCAAUGAACUAAUGAGAAACUCACCUGAAUGCCUUCAGAAUCAGUUGGGGAUGAGGGUUGGCGGUGGGAAAAGAAAAAUGGUCGCAAAAAACUGAAGGGGCCUGCUGUUGGACUGCUUAUCAUGACAACAGGAUAGUGCAUUCAGCCUUUCUUGUUUCCAUGACAGUUGUCAGAAAGGGUCAUGCAACGGACCAUGACGGGACAUGAUUUGCCACAACCCCACAGCAUAGUUAUGAAGCGGAAAAUGUGAAUUUGAUAUUGUUGCUUAACUUAAAUUUACGUUGCUUGUCUUUAAUUGAGGUUCAAUUUCCGUUUUCUAUGCGCCAUGUACUUUGUUUUUCUUUAUUUAUCUUUAUUUACUCAUCUUGUUUUAAUGUUGUAUUUGUUGUACUUUUUUGCGCUUUGUUUGGUUUUUUUAAGAGUUGCUCUGUACCACAUGUCCGCAGUUAUAGAUUCUAGGAGAGAAGAGAUAAAAUAACUUUUUUAUUGUAUAUAAAUUCAGAGUUUGAUCUGGAGGUAUUAUAUGUAUAGUAAUAUUUUGUAAAGUGCGGUUUGGUUUGGUUUUGUUUGUAGUUUUUUUUUUGUCUCCAGAAACCAGAUCCAUGCAUGACAUUUUUGAAGAGGAGGCAUGUGUGUCUGAUCUGAAAUGAAAGUGUGUAGAUAACUAAUACUAAUACCUCUGGAGACAUGUCAGUUUAAUAUUAUUGUGUUUUUCUUGAAGUUGGAUUUUGGGUUUGUUUCUGUAUGUUGAUUUUGGUUUAUGAUUUGUGUCAGCCCAUAAAUGUUCCCUUCUUAUGUUAAUCUUAUUAUUUAUGCGACCCCCCCCCCUUCCCUUUGAUUCAGUUGCAUACCUUACAGAGAGUAGACUUUUUAAACUACUACUGAUACUACAUAUUGAAAAAAAGGAAUUAAGUCGCAUUCAACACUAACGAAACAUUGAUCAUCAAGAAAAUCAAUCGACAAUCACUUAAAAAAAUGUAUGUUCAUUUACAAUGUUCCAUAAAAAUGAGUCCAGUUUACAGUUUGUAUGGUCUAGGUGGAGAUCGGUUAAUAUAGUUAACAUCUUAAAAUACUGUGUAUGACAUUUUGGAUCCCAGAAUAACAUGUAAGUGAAUCAACAAACUUUGAAGUGAGUUGUCUCUUCACUCCUUUUGUCAAAUGUCAGUAUUAGUAGAGUCCAUCUUUUUCUAUCUCUGUUUUAAAAUUGGCUGCUGGACUAAUUAAAACUGAAGGUGACUCUUCUCCA